UAUUAUGUUGUGUAUUGCUUCAAGCUUACAGUGUUUCAUGUACAGUCAAGUCAGUUUGGCCUUUGUUCCAUGUCAUGUACUAGUCUGAUACUGUGUCAUGUCUGUUAUUGAUCUGUAAAUGAGCUUGAUUAUCUAUUGAUCUUGCUAGUGAUCCACUAGAUCCCUAUGUGUGUUUCAGACGGGCAGGUGGAUGCUGUGAAAUGCAACCUACCCAAGGAGCUGAGGGGGCGGGACAUCCGCAGCAUCCCCAUAGAGAUGUUCAACUACUGCCUGCAGUUGGAGAACCAGGCCAGGGUCCCUGGCUACGAUGGGCCCCGUGGGGGGCGCCCACCCUGUGUCGGUCGGAUCAACGGGCUCAUGAACGGGCCCCAGGCCAACCAAGAAGACUGUGUACGCCAGCGCUACCGGCCCAUUAGCGUGCGCAGGGCCUGGGGGACUCAGAUCGUGGCGGCGUGUGUGUGUGGUGUGGUGUGUGUGAUGAUGGUGGUGGCGGCCACCUACGGCUGUAUCUACGCCUCUCUUAUGGCCAAGUACCAGAGGGAGCUGAAGAACACAUGGCAGCCAUUGAUGGCUGGGGAGGGAGGGGGGGAGACAGACGUCGAGGACGGCGUCUUUCCUUCCUCCCCAACAUCCCCAGCUGAGCCAGAACCAGAGUCCAGUCCCAUAGUCCACACAUACAGAAUAACAGGCUUUUGACCUUUGUUUCUCUGACUGGCUGACAUUCCUGUUGCAAGGAUUCAGGGGGGGCUGCAUUCCCUAACUGUGUGUCUUACUACUCAGUGCUCCAGGGCAUUCUAGACUAGGGAAUGUAUAGAGCUGAGAAAGCGUAUCUCUGCUGCACUUUGCUGGUGUUCGAGGCAUACCGACAUGAUCGUACAGUUGAUCGUCAAAUGGAAAACUGGAACGCUGCAUUGCUUCAAGACGUGUGGAUGCUACGUGAUUGGUACUUUAGUCAGCUCUCCAACUGUGUGGUGGACGUUCUGGUACCUCUGCACCUUGGUUCAAAGACUUUCCUAGAAAUCGUCUUUGAAAUCCAUUAUAAUUGUACGCUUAUUCCUUGAUCCGACCUUCCAUCAAAGUUCUUUGUGUUUCAAGCAAAAAAUGCCAAUAGAUCAAGUCCCUGUCUAAUGUAAUGUAACUGCUCCUAACGUUUUGCUACAAAAGCCCAGGUUAACAAUCCCAGUAGUGGUUGUCGCUCAAAUAGUUAUAGUACACAUGAAUGUACAAGAAUAUAGUACACAAUGUUCUGUGGAAUCAGUGUUAGACAGAUGCAGUCUUGUGUAUCAGAUCUGUGCUCAGGUGCAGUGACUCAAUCCUCUCUACUAAAUGAAUAUUCCAAGUCAAAUCAAUGUUCAUAUCUGUACAGAGUAAGCCUGCUUUCUAAGCCAUACAAUACAACAGCAAACUACUGACCUCUAGAGGAUAUUAUGAUAACAGCAGCUGAAGAGAGUCAGUACCAUGGCUAGCAGCCAUAUUCAUUGCGAACUGAAUCUAGUUGGCAACCAUUUCCAUUUAACCAUUUUGAACUGUCGAAGAGAUCAGCACUGACCUAAAAACAUGUACAUA
Messenger RNA from Salvelinus sp. IW2-2015, 1566 nucleotides. RefSeq names its product leucine-rich repeat and transmembrane domain-containing protein 2-like. The record is from RefSeq and is a predicted model, not a curated record. NCBI's taxonomy places the organism in Eukaryota, Metazoa, Chordata, Actinopteri, Salmoniformes, Salmonidae. Gene Ontology annotation, cellular component: plasma membrane. Gene Ontology annotation, molecular function: protein binding.